Messenger RNA from Pectinophora gossypiella (pink bollworm), 1800 nucleotides. RefSeq names its product alpha-N-acetylgalactosaminidase-like. NCBI's taxonomy places the organism in Eukaryota, Metazoa, Arthropoda, Insecta, Lepidoptera, Gelechiidae. The transcript is spliced from 10 exons. Gene Ontology annotation, biological process: glycosylceramide catabolic process; oligosaccharide metabolic process; glycoside catabolic process. The record is from RefSeq and is a predicted model, not a curated record. Gene Ontology annotation, molecular function: alpha-galactosidase activity. The coding region runs from base 483 to 1724 and encodes 413 amino acids. Gene Ontology annotation, cellular component: cytoplasm.
UGUGUUUAUGUCAACACAACAAUCCGAAUUCAAACGUGGAAGUAUGAAAACUUCAAAAAAUUUGAUAAAAUGUUCAUUUGGAAAAGAUAAUUCGCUCCUUCGUGUUAUCUUUAGGGUUUUAACGCAAAUUUCUUUGAGUUUUUUGGUGUGAAACUAUUAAAAUUAUAAAGAAGAUUCAACAUUGUAAACUACGAUCAUUCAAUAGUAUUCUCGGUGCAAAUACUUUUUUAAUUAAAACUGGUAAAUUUUGUUUGAAUAAACAAUAAACUUUCAAUAAAGUGUCUGGUGAUUUGUACAAACAAAAAAUUGCUUUGUGUUUGACAUUGUCCUCAGGCAAAAAAGGUUUUUUUACAUAAAGAUACCUGAAUCAUAAACUAAGUACUUACUUAAGAUAAUCAUACAAAAAUAUUACAUAAAAGCUGUUUAUUAACUGUGAAGUGCUGUGUGAUAUCGGGACAAAUGAAAAAAAUAUUGAUUUAAACAUGGUGUCAUAUGGAAUCCUGUUUCUUGGGCUGUUCAUCCUAUUCUUCACGAACGAAGUCUGUUUACUGGAGAACGGUUUAGCAAAAACUCCACCGAUGGGAUGGAUGUCAUGGGGCUAUUACAUGUGCGCGGAUAAUUGCUCUGCCAAUCCUGACCGGUGUUUGAAUGAGGAGCUAAUAAUGUCGGUGGCGGACGCGUUCUACAACGAGGGUUACCAGGAGGCGGGGUAUGAGUACAUCAUCAUCGACGACUGCUGGUCGGAGAGGCAGCGCGAUGAGAAAGGAAGACUAGUGCCUGACCACAAAAGAUUCCCAAGAGGCAUGAAGUUUUUAGCUGAUUAUAUCCACGGUAAGGGUUUGAAGUUUGGCAUGUAUCUGAACAUUGCUGUGGACACGUGCAUGCGGUAUCCAGGGUCGAGGGGUCACUUCAGGGUGGACACGAAGAGCCUCGCAGAGUGGGACGUGGAUUACGUCAAAGUCGACGGAUGCUUCGUCGAAGAGGAAUAUCUUGAUAUUGCAUACAUAAAACUCGGACACUAUUUGAACAAAACCGGACGUCCUAUGGUGUAUUCUUGCAGUUGGCCGUACUAUAAGAAGUACAUACACAAACAUGAGCCAGUUUACUCCCAAAUAGUCCCGAUUUGCAAUAUGUGGCGCAACUACCACGACGUAGCGGUCAAGUGGGGACACGUCAGGUACAUAUACAAGUUCUACGAGGGCAUGGCCACCGAAAUCGGAAAGUACCACGGGCCGGGCCACUGGAACGAUCCUGAUAUGCUAAUAGUGGGUACAAACGCUCUAAGUCCAAAUCAGAACCGUAUCCAGAUGUCGAUAUGGGCGAUGCUCUCGGCGCCGCUCAUCUUCAGCUGCGACAUGAAACAGGUGACUGCUGACGAGCGCAGGCUGCUGCAGAACCUGCAGCUCAUCGCCGUGGCGCAGGACCCGCUCGGCAGGAUGGCCACCCCACACAAAAUACAACGUGACGUCACGAUAUGGGUGAAGUUGCAUCUACCCUCGAAAGGGGACAUGUUUUAUUCGUAUUCGUUUGCGAUAGUCAACUUGGGGACGACGUCUGUCUCUGUCACUCUGAGGCCCAGACGGUAUGGGCUCAACUCCACCGACGACUAUACUGUUAUGGAUGUAUUUUCCGGGAAUAUGUUAAAAAAUAUGUCAGCGUACGCGUCAAUGGAGGUUAUUGUGCCCCCGGAAGAUGUAAUUAUGUAUUCAUUAUUCCCGUUAUAAAGGUAAAAUUGAACCUUUAUAUAAUGAGAUUCUCGGUAAAUGUGUUCCUAAUUAAUAAAUUAUUUCUGUUAAGUUA